Molecule: messenger RNA, 2129 nt
Organism: Hemibagrus wyckioides
Lineage: Eukaryota; Metazoa; Chordata; Actinopteri; Siluriformes; Bagridae
Gene: pmm1
Product: phosphomannomutase 1
Exons: 8
Coding region: 470-1252 (260 amino acids)
Biological process (GO): mannose metabolic process; GDP-mannose biosynthetic process; protein N-linked glycosylation
Cellular component (GO): cytosol
Molecular function (GO): phosphomannomutase activity
Source: RefSeq, a predicted model, not a curated record
UGAGUUAUCUCUCCACGGUUUCACAGCCAAGACCACGUUAUGGAGUCACUCUAGGUUUUGACUAGGAUUUCAAUACACGGUAAAGCCCCUUUUUUCCACGUGGGACGCUGGGUCGCGUGCUCACUGGCUGGCACGUACACAGGCGUGUAAACAGAAAAAAACAAAAACGCAAGUGUUGACACGCAGCCGGAGAGCGAGGCAGCGCGCGCUCUCUCCGCCUUCUCCUCUGCACGGGUUUUACCACAUAACGCGUUUCUGUUUAAAAUCGAUUUGAAACCAUUUACACUCAUUAUAAUCCACAUUGUUUUUUUGGUUUCUUCUUUCGGUUUAACGAAAGGCGUGUUCAUGUGAGUUGACCUCGUUAUUUUAUUUUAUUUAUUUAUUUAUUUAUUUUUUUGCUCAAUCGGUGCUUUUUUUAUUAUUCUACUUGAAUUUUUUUUAUUGACUUGAAAUUCCCGGAUAUCACGAAAUGGAGAGGAAAAAUCUUCCCGCGGACAGGAACGUCUUGUGUUUGUUUGAUGUGGACGGAACACUGACUCCACCGAGAGAGAAAAUCGACCCUCAGCUGGACGCAUUUUUUCAGUCUCUGCGUGCUAAAGUGAAGAUCGGAAUAGUGGGCGGAUCUGACUACUCCAAAAUCGCAGAGCAGCUCGGAGAAGGCGACGACGUUAUACACAAGUUUGACUACGUAUUUGCUGAAAACGGCACGGUGCAAUACAAAGAUGGCCAACUGCUGUCCAAACAGGCGAUACAGAACCAGCUUGGUGAAGAGUUGCUGCAGGAUCUGAUUAACUUCUGUCUCAGAUACAUGGGUCUGAUCAAACUCCCUAAGAAACGAGGCACCUUCAUUGAGUUCCGUAACGGCAUGCUGAACAUCUCGCCCAUCGGACGGAGCUGCACGCUGGAGGAGAGGAUCGAAUUCGCUGAAAUCGAUAAGAAAGAGAAGAUCAGGGAGAAGUUUGUAGCUGCACUGCAGAAGGAGUUCGCAGGAAAAGGACUCAGGUUCACCCGAGGAGGACUGAUCAGUUUCGACAUAUUCCCUGAAGGCUGGGAUAAGCGUUUGUGUCUGGAAGUCCUGGAACAGGAGGGACUCAACGCCAUCUACUUCUUUGGGAACGAGACUUCACUGGGAGGAAAUGAUUAUGAGAUCUUCGAGGAUCCUCGCACCAUCGGGUUCACCGUGUACUCACCACAGGAUACAGUGAGACUCUGCCAAGAACUGUUCUUUAACACACCACCCAAUGAAGCCUGAUACACACACACACACACACACCCUCCCUCACUCUGACAGUGUGUCACGCCCCCUCUGCUGUUCAGACUGGGUACUGCAGUGAGUGCAGGGCUGUGUGGUGUUUAACUGGACCACAGACUGAUGAUCUAGGUGAAAGCACCUCCAGGUACUACUGAUAACUCAUUACAGUCUAGACUGUUUAAUAACCGUGCAACGUGCCAAACGACACAAGAGUGCCCUAACCUUCAUCAUCAUCAUCUUCAGACUGAUCAAACCUCAUCACACUCUACAUUCUUCUCAGAUGUUGUGUUUUGGUAUUGCUUGUGCUGUGACCUCUUUUUCGCUGCUUGUAUUUUCUACUGCACCUUUACUCUUCACUAAAACACAGCCCAGAUCGCCCCCUGCUGGGAAAAUGAAGACUGUGCGGUCAGUGUGUUUGAGCCGGACGUCCACUACACGACUCUGAGAAACAGGCUGUUGUCUCUCGAGUGCUGUGAGUAACAGAUACAGCGUGUCUUUACACACGGUUCACAGGAACACUAAACUCACCUUCCUAGGUAAAGCUGACAUCCUGGACAUACUGAAGGUUCACUUUUUUCCUGACAGCGUACAGAAUUUAGCCUUUUCUAAUUUAACACACGGGUAAUCCGGCUCAAACACGUUACACACCUUCUGACCUGCCUUCUAAUGAUUUACAUGUCGGAUUUUUAAGACUGAGGAACAUUUAUUUAGUGUCAUAGGAUGACUGACCACAGAAACGUCGCCAACCAGCGACAGGACGUAUCGUUAGCUAUUCAUGUCCUGUGAUGAAGGCAUUGUAUUUGUUUCCCAAAGAACUGGAUAUCUGCCUGACUCAUGACUCCUUACAACAACUACUGUAAAGAAAAAGAAAGAAAAA